This is a messenger RNA of Prorocentrum cordatum, 477 nucleotides long. The record is from the annotation of a GenBank genome assembly. Lineage: Eukaryota; Dinophyceae; Prorocentrales; Prorocentraceae.
CUCGAGCAGCGUUGCGCGGUCCGGGCAGCGUCGGCGGCGCCGCCCCCCUCGCCUCGCCUCUCUGCCGCGCGCCGGCGCCAAGAGGCAGCCCGCGCCAAGGCAGAGGCAGCCGGCAGAGCCAUGCGAGCCAUGCCGCAGAAGGGUUCCGCCCUGCCAGACCGGGUGGUGACUGCCAGCCAGCCGUUCGUGAUAACGGAACAGACUGCGCCCAGGAAGCAGCUGCAUGACUGCUCACCAUCAACCGAGCAGGCUGGCUCCGGCACUGGCACCAACACGUCCAGCGACUGGAUGCAGGGCCCUCCGUGGAGCCGCCAGGGAUCCGCCGUCGCCGGCGAGCUUCUGCCGAGCUGCCGCAAUGAGGUGGCGGGAGGCCUCGGCAAGCUCUGCGGCUCGACCUGCUCCAGCAGCAGCUGCAGCCAGGGAGCCGCGCAGAAUUCCUCUGUCUCGGCCCAGCCUGGUGGUGGCGUACACCAGUGA